Exophiala bonariae is the source of this 1974-nucleotide messenger RNA. RefSeq lists its product as uncharacterized. The transcript has 2 exons. Gene Ontology annotation, cellular component: endomembrane system; membrane. The coding region runs from base 1 to 1974 and encodes 657 amino acids. The record is from RefSeq and is a predicted model, not a curated record. Lineage: Eukaryota; Fungi; Ascomycota; Eurotiomycetes; Chaetothyriales; Herpotrichiellaceae.
AUGCCGGAAAAUAGUGGUCGCGGGGCACCUGCUGCCGCAAAUGGGCAGGAGGGAGGUGGAGGAAAGUCGAUGUUCCAAACCAUUGUUCAGGGCAUCGCCAUUUUCGCCGCCACCCAAUUCGUUGUCAACCAGUUCUUCGGCUCCAAGACUGCGUCCACUAAUGGAGGUUCUCCUGCCAGCAGCGUCGAUUUCAAAGACCGACCGGAUGCGACCGCCGUGGCCAACUAUUCAGCAAUCCCGUUGAACAUUGUCCCCAUCUGGCCUGAAGACAGCUCGCUCGAUGUCAAGAUUUACGUCUCAUCGCUGAACACUCUUCCUGCCUUGAGCUCGCUCCCGAAGGAUAGCUUGAUCCUCGAUGAGAAGGAUUUCAAGCAGGGAGACUACAAGGACAGCCGCGAAAUUGAGACUACGAUUGCUGUUCCAAAGGAUGUUCAACAUAACGCUACUUUGUGGGCACAUUUCUUCGUCGGGCUGACGGGGAGUGAGAUCGAUCCGAAGGCCAAAACAUAUGAUCCGGCCAAGGCAUAUCACUUCCAGCGACCCUUGAACCACUACAACGCCAAGAAGAGAGUUCGCAAGUUGAAGAACUUGCUUGACAAGAACGCGGAGCCUGAAGAGGAGGUGGAAGAGCCCCAGGGAGUGCAAAUCGCUUCAUACUACCAUCCGAAUUUCACGUUGGCGUUGAUACCCAACACUGGGACCCAAGCUUGGCGGCAGAUGCAUCCUGCCAUCCGGAGCAAUAUUGUUUUGGAAGGUAGUGGUGCACGAGAUGCAUCGGGUCAGAAUGGAUGGUACUAUCCUGUUUUCUACCUGAACACGUUUUGGCAAUUGCGAUCACAUAUGAUGGAACUUAACGACACGGUCACCGAGGUGCCUCUGAAGUUCAAGUUGUACAAUUUGGUCAAUUGGCAAUAUUCGAUGCUGGCCAGCAUUGAUGAUUCGAUGAAACAGCAGCAACAACAGGCGGCAUUUGGUGCACCGUCACCGACUGGUGGAGAUGGUAGCGAGAUGGAGAAGUUCAAGGAGAUCUUGCUCGACACGAAUUCGUAUCUACUUGGUACGACAUUUGUCGUUAGUAUUUUCCACAUGGUCUUCGAAGGACUUGCAUUCAAGAGCGAUAUCGCACAUUGGCGGAAGAAGAAGGAUGUGAUUGGCACAUCUGUGCGGACCAUCCUUGCCAACGUGUUCAUGCAGGCCAUCAUUUUCUUGUACCUGGUCGACAAUGCCGAUGGGACCAGUUGGAUGAUUCUGGCAGGUCAAGGGUUUGGUAUUCUACUGGAAGCGUGGAAGAUCACCAAGACGGUGGAUGUCCGCCUCCGCGAACCAGGACCAGACUCGUCGUUCAAGUUCCUGCCUUAUGUUAUCACCUUUGAGGACAAACACAAAUUGACCGAGAAGGAAAAGCAGACGCAAGAGUAUGACCAAAUCGCGUUCCGGUAUCUCUACAUUGUGGCCAUUCCGCUUCUCGGGGCGUAUGCUGUGUAUUCACUGGUGUACGAAACGCACAAGUCAUGGUACAGCUUCGUGAUUGAGACACUGGUGGGCAGCGUGUACGCGUAUGGAUUCUUGAUGAUGGUGCCGAGUCUCUACAUCAACUACCGGUUGAAGUCUGUGGCACACAUGCCGUCCAAGGCGAUGACGUACAAGUUCUUGAACACGUUCAUUGACGAUCUGUUUGCAUUUACGAUUCGAAUGCCGACGUUGCAUCGGCUGGCCACAUUGAGAGAUGAUGUGAUUUUCUUCAUCUGGUUGUAUCAAAAGUACAAGUAUCGGGUUGAUUACUCUCGAGUCAAUGAGUUUGGGCAGGGGGGUGACAGCGAUGACGAGGGCGAGGGAGCGGAGAAAGUUGAGGGAGAUGGUGAAGGUGUCAAGAAGGCGUUGGACCAAGACACGAAGCUGUUGAAGCCUAGUGCUCCGGUGGCUAGUGCUACGGGGGCGGAGAAGAAGGCGGGUGCGAAGAAGAGGAAGUCCUGA